This is a messenger RNA of Manduca sexta (tobacco hornworm), 4477 nucleotides long. RefSeq lists its product as uncharacterized. Bases 222 to 3527 code for a protein of 1101 amino acids. The record is from RefSeq and is a predicted model, not a curated record. NCBI's taxonomy places the organism in Eukaryota, Metazoa, Arthropoda, Insecta, Lepidoptera, Sphingidae. The transcript has 5 exons.
GCGUCAAUCCUAAACUGGUUCGGAAAUCAAAAUGGCGUCCGAAACACAACCUUGUUACCGCAUUGCUGCGCUUCUUUAGUUAUUAAAAAAUAUCCAAAUUUCGAUCAAAAGUUGGCAAAUCAGCCGCCAAUAUCAAAAUAAAUAAAGCACAUACAUAAAAUAUUGACUUUAUUAAUUCUGUGUUAAUUUUGUGAAGUGUUGUGUUCAUUCUUAUUGCUUAUAUGGAUGCAUCAGCAGCAAUGGAGCAAGUGGUGGUUAAGACGGAGAUGCAGAAUAAUGGGGAGAUAUUAUUGUUUUACGUUGAUGAAAAUGGUGAAAAUGAAGAGGGUGUCCUGACAACUAUUGAAAAUAUAGAAAAUCCAGAGAUACAGUUGCAACAUGAUGACUCAUACAUAAUAGAACAACAUGAUGGAAACGCCUAUGAGUUAUCACAAAAUACUGAGAUUACUGCUUCAAGGGAAAGAUGGACCGAGGAAGAAACACAUAGACUCUUGGUCUUCUACAAUGACAAUAAGCAGACAUUCCUGACUGGUUCCACGAAAAGAAAGCAUUUAUGGGCUAUAGCUUGUAAAACCAUGCUUAUGAAUAAAAAUUCAACAGCUUGCGACAUGAAGUUAAGGAACUUGAAGGCAAAAUAUAUAGAGAUAUGCAAAAAUACGCACAAAGCAAGUGAUUUAAGUGAUGUAAUACUUAACUUAUGCCAUCAGGCUUUUAGUGAUGAUCCAUAUUUUAAUAGUAUGGUAGCAUCCACCAGUGAAGAAAGAGAUAUUAAACUUCCAUUUACCCAAAAAUUGGAUGAUGGUAUUGUGGUCCUUAAGAAGGUGAACACGAACAAAUCAAUAGACGAAAAAGUAGAGAAGAUGCUCCAACUGUACAUUAAAUAUAAAGAGAGUUUUCAAAAGGAAUAUUUUACUAGGAAUUUAUGGGAAACAAUUGCAUUAGAAUUGGGAGAAGAAGACGGUUUGUAUUGGCAGAAACGAUUUCUAAAUUUCAAACAGCAUUACAUAUGCUUACUUGAGAAACGUAAGGAUAGCGUUUGUGAAAUCAAUUGGCCGUAUAUGAAAUUAUUUGACGAGAUAUUUAAGGAUGACGAAGAAUUCAGCAGGAAAUAUCCUUUUAUUGUAACAGAAGUUCCAAUUGAAUCAUCAGCGCCUACGAAUCAUGACCACGAUUGGCUAGAGACAGAGAAAAUGGUGUUAGUCAAAUACAUAUAUGACUGUUUCGAGGAUUUUGAAGACCCUAAAAUACCAAAUCAUUUCCUCUGGAUGGAAAUAGGUAGACUUCUAGAUAAAAGUCCAGAGGUUUGCAAAAGCAAGUACAUGGAACUAAAAGAUGCACAUUUCAAUAAGUAUUUGGAAGGUGGUUACGAUUUGCGCGAACGUAAACCUAUAGAUAUUGUCUUCGAUUACAUUGUGUCCAAGGAAACAGAGGUGCAGCUGACAAAGGAGGAGCCAAACCAAGUCGUGGUGCAGAAGGUUGACGAGAUUGAUGAGAUUGCUCAGUUUUUGUAUGAAAAUGUUGAAAUGUAUAAAGAUCCUAUAUGCUAUUUCGUAUGCUGGGGCGUAAUAAGUAAGAAAUUAAGGAAGUCCGUUGUUACCUGUCGAAAACUAUGGGAAGAACUAGUCACUCUGUAUAAGAGUAUACUUAAUGAUAAAAAAGAAUAUCCUGAUAUGCAAAUAGAUUGGCGGUAUAUAGAAUUGUUUGAUAGAAUAUUUGAUUACGGAAUGGACACGAACUUGCUUGACGGAUACGAGAAAGCUAAGGAGGAAAAAGAAUCUGAAAAGAUUGGUGUGAGAAAAGUAAACAUCAAUAUGAAUAACACUGAAUCAAAGCAUACCGAUGAUGAUGACUUUGAUGAGAGAGGCUUUGCAAAAGGUUCAAAACGGACCGGAGAUUCAAAAGCGUUCAAAAUACUCGAGUAUUACCAGAAGAAUAAAGACAAAUUUUCCACGACAAACAGAAACAAGCACAGCCUUUGGGAAGUAUUGGCCAAACAAAUUGGCAUAUCUGCUACCCAAUGCGCGCACAGAUUCAGAAAUCUGAAACAAGUCUAUACAGCGUAUGUCCAAAGAGAGAUAAAUAAACCAGAAAUGCCAAUAGUGUGGCCAUAUUAUGCACUCUGCAAGAAAGUUUUUGGUUACAGAGCUAUAAAAGCUCGAUUGAAAAAUGGUAAAAAUGAUUCAGAUACCGAAGAAUGGUCGGGCAAAGAAAUAAAUCAGUUGAUAAAUUAUUUUGCUGAGAAUUUUGAUGAAAUUUCGAACAAUGUUGACGAUAUGAGUAAAUGGGCCGUUUUGGCCAAAUUGUUGGACAAAUCUAAAGUAGCUUGCAAAGACAAAUUCAUGGAGUUACGUAAAUCUUAUAGGAAAUUAAAGACUCAAAUCACGAGGAAUCCUAAUGUUAAGAUUUCUUGGAAAUAUUUCAAUACUUUUGAAGAGAUAUACAAUAAUAGAGAGAAAGCAAACCAUAGUGCUAUGGAGGUCGAUGAACAAUAUGAAGAUGGCAAUGAGGCAGAAGAUGAAGACUAUCAAUGCGUUAUCGUUGUUUCGGAGGAUGGAGUUAUUACGAAUAUUGAGAAUUCUCAAAUUAUUGAUGAAACUAUAGAAGAACCAGCAAUAGAAACCAAACCGCCACCAAAAUGGCCGAGACGCAUCAAAAAACGCCUGGUUAUAUUGUACAUAAAUUACAUAAGAGCAAACAAAGGAAAGGAAAUCAAUGCGAAAGAAAUGUGGCAAGAGAUAGCGACGAAAUUAGACAAGAAUCCAGUUGCUUGCAGAAAGAUGAUGAUCAGACUUAAAAAUCUUUAUAUUAAAAACGCUGUAAAUACUGAAGAUGCAGAAAAGAAAAUAACACCAUUGUUCCGUUUGGUCGAAAAGGCAAUGAAAUUGAAACCCAAGUUUGUAAAAGCUGAUAAGAAUAAAACUCAACAAGAAAAGGUUUAUAAAGAUGUACCGAUGGAUUCAGUGAGUGUGCAUAAGGCUUUACAAUAUUACCUAUUGCACAUUGAAGAUUUCGUCAACCCCAAAUUUGAAAAGAAAUUCUUAUGGACUGAAUUGGCCAAUUUUAUAUCGGAACCAGUCAAUAAAGUUUUUAACAAGGUCAGUUAUUUGAAACAAGCGUAUAACAACGAUCAAAUUACUGAAGAUAAUGCGCAAUUCGUUGAUGCGGUAAGAGAGAUCACAGCUAAAGAAUUGGCUAUAACUUUAAUAUCAGAUAUUGAAAAUGAUGGUGUAAAAGAGUAUCCAGAAAGGCCGUGGAUUGAUGAAGAAACUGAACAACUAUUGCAAUGGUAUUUAAGCAAUUUGGACAAAUUUAAAAAUCCAAAAUUCGUACGAAGCUACCUUUGGAUUGAGGCGUCUAAUAUUUUGAAGAGGAGUCCCUUGGAUUGUUCUAAGAAAAUGUCUGAAAUAAGGACCCAGUAUCGCAACAUGGUGAAGGAAAAUUCCGAAGAAUUGGGAAAUUGGAAGUUUUAUGAUUUGUGUCAGAAAAUUUAUGGAACAGGGAAGAAAACGAACCCUAUAAAUGCCUAACAGGAGUGUUCAACCUCCUUGUGGAGGUUUUUGCAAGGACAUUAUUGCCCUACCAUGUGUAGUGACGAAUUAUAAUUAUAUAAAUAGUCCUCAAGAGGCAUGGGUUGCUAAUGAAAAUGUGUGUUGAGAUAGUAAAUCAUUUGGACACAAUUAAUACUGCGUGUAAGACAUCCUCCAACAAUAAUGAUUAUUAUUUUAUGCAGUAGACGAUAGUGGGAAGGGUGUAAAAUGAUGCCUGAAAGUAACCUUAAUUUUUGUGACACAGUGCUUAGUAGCACCCUCUAUCUGUCACUCACGUCCAUUAAAAUCCUUAAUAGCCUAUACACAGUGUUUUUUUAAGUAGAGCAAGACAUUCGAAACAGGGAAGCAAAGACGUACAAACUACUUGUGUGGCUCCUUACCUUGUUUAAGUAACACGGGCAGUACCAAGUAUUAGUGCGCUAUUAGUAAGAAAUUUUAAAAUAUUAGAAUUUAAUCAAGACUGUAGUUCACACAUAGUAUCAAGCCACGAAAACUGGCUAAUCAGCUCGGAGCAAGUGGCGCCACUGUGGCACUAUCCGCUCUGCUCUGUCAGGCAUCCAUCCUACUCCCUCAUAUAUCUGUCUUCUUCACUCGCUGCUGCUAACACAACAAGCUCGGGCGACUUCAUGGCUUAGCCCUGAAAGGGCGUCCCAAAAAUAUACAAUAGGUUGGUUUUGGUCCUCCGAACCAGACACCUUUAAUUUUAACGAAUUUGUAUAUCAAUUACUGCGGUGGUUAUAAAAGGUAAUCGUAAAUGUAUACCUAGAUACCAUAAGGGUAAAAGUUUAAAAGACAAUCAAAAAGUAUAUUCAAAAUAUUGAUAUUUUUCUCUCUGUAUAAUUCAAGACUCUCAAAUAAAGUUGUACUUUGAGUAAAGUUAUGUAGUAUUUAAUUAUUACACAUUAGAAAUAAACGCUUACAAUGCUGAA